Messenger RNA from Corapipo altera (White-ruffed manakin), 2958 nucleotides. RefSeq names its product signal recognition particle 68 (gene SRP68). The transcript is spliced from 16 exons. NCBI's taxonomy places the organism in Eukaryota, Metazoa, Chordata, Aves, Passeriformes, Pipridae. Gene Ontology annotation, cellular component: signal recognition particle, endoplasmic reticulum targeting. Gene Ontology annotation, biological process: SRP-dependent cotranslational protein targeting to membrane. The coding region runs from base 7 to 1854 and encodes 615 amino acids. Gene Ontology annotation, molecular function: endoplasmic reticulum signal sequence receptor activity; signal recognition particle binding; 7S RNA binding. The record is from RefSeq and is a predicted model, not a curated record.
CGCAAGAUGGCGGCGGAGCGUCAGGGCGGCGGUGGCGGCCGCGGGGCCGGGGCGGAGGAGAACCGGGACGGCAGGGACGGCAAAGACAACAAGGAGAACGAGCGGCCCGCCGCGCCGCAGCCCGGUGGCCUCGGCGACAGCCUGGGCUUGGAGAUCCUGCAGAUCGUGAAGGAGUCACAGCAGCAGCACGGUUUGAGACAUGGGGACUUCCAGAGGUACAGGGGUUAUUGCUCCCGCAGGCUACGGAGGCUCCGAAAAACUCUCAACUUCAAGAUGGGCAACAGGCACAAGUUCACUGGGAAGAAAGUAACUGAGGAGAUUCUCUCAGACAACAGGUAUUUGCUGUUGAUCCUGAUGGAUGCAGAGAGGGCCUGGAGCUAUGCCAUGCAGCUGAAGCAGGAGGCCAACACGGAGCCCCGCAAACGCUUCCACCUGCUGUCGCGGCUGCGCAAAGCUGUGAAACACGCCGAGGAGCUGGAGAGGCUCUGUGAGAGCAACAGGGUGGAUGCCAAGACAAAGCUGGAAGCACAGGCGUACAUGGCUUACCUCACUGGGAUGCUUCGCUUCGAGCACCAGGAGUGGAAGGCAGCAAUGGAGGCUUUCAACAAAUGCAAGACCAUUUAUGAAAAACUGGCCAAUGCUUUCACAGAAGAACAAGCUGUGCUGUAUAACCAGCGUGUGGAAGAGAUCUCGCCCAACAUCCGCUACUGUGCCUAUAACAUUGGUGACCAAUCUGCCAUGAAUGAGUUGAUGCAGAUGAGACUGAGGUCUGGUGGCACUGAAGGUCUUCUUGCAGAAAAACUGGAGGCUCUGAUCACCCAGACUCGAGCAAAGCAGGCAGCCACGAUGAGCGAGGUGGAGUGGAGAGGGAGAACUGUUCCAGUGAAAAUAGACAAAGUGAGGAUCUUCCUGCUGGGCCUGGCUGACAACGAGGCAGCGAUUGCUCAGGCAGAAAAUGAGGAGACAAAGGAGCGUUUGUUUGAGUCUUUGCUCAGUGAGUGCAGAGAUGCCAUUCAGGCAGUCCGGGAAGAAUUGAAACCAGACCAGAAACAGCGAGAGCACUCUCUGGAAAAUGAUUCUGGGAAGGUGUCCAACAUCCAGUACUUACACAGUUACCUGACCUACAUCAAGCUCUCCACGGCCAUCAAGCGCAACGAGAGCAUGGCCAAGUCCCUGCAGAAGGCCCUGCUGCAGCAGCAGCGCUCGGACGAGGACGGCAAGCGCACGCCCCGGCCACAGGACCUCAUCCGCCUCUACGACAUCAUUCUGCAGAACCUCGUGGAACUGACGCAACUUCCAGGCCUAGAGGAGGACAAGAACUUCCAAAAAGAGAUUGGAUUGAAGACACUCGUGUACAAAGCUUACAGGUGUUUCUUCAUUGCCCAGUCCUACGUCCUGGUAAAGAAGUGGAGUGAAGCUCUCGUGUUAUAUGAACGGGUGCUGAAAUACGCCUGGGAAGUUCAGUCAGGAGCUGGAGCUCAUAGGAACAGCUUGAAGGAGCUGCCUGAUGUUCAGGAUCUGAUCACUCAAGUUAAUGCAGAGAAAUACUCCUUGCAAGCAGCAGCUAUAUUAGAUGCAAAUGAUCCUCAUGAGUCUGAGUCUCCAUCUCAGGUCAAGGAUGGCAAGCCACUCUCAGAACGGUUUGAGACUUUCUGCCUGGAUCCUUCUCUUGUCAGCAAGCAAGUCAACCUCGUGCACUUCCCACCAGGAUUCCAGCCCAUUCCAUGCAAACCCUUGUUCUUUGACCUGGCCCUUAAUCAUGUUGCUUUCCCACCUCUGGAGGACAAGGUGGAGCAGAAGGCCAAGAGUGGCCUCACAGGAUAUAUAAAGGGCAUUUUUGGAUUCAAAAGUUAACCAGGACCCCCAGAGAAACAGAGGUUUUAUUCUGUAUUGAAGGAAAAGCUCCAAGAGGUUCUAGGACACCAAUACCUGCACCUGAAACCAACAGAGGGAAGUUUUACCACCUUCUCUCCUGUGUCCUGUGUGUAUGUCUGUGCACUCACAUUCUCUCCCAGUGUAUUAAAGACAAGCAAUUAUUCAGAAACAAACACACACUAUAAAUAGCUGAAAAUAAUCUGGAGCACAGAGAAAUUCCAUUUUGGUUGGAGAAGUUCUGUGACCAGUGGCCUGUUCAGGGCCAGUACACAUCUACUUAGCAAGGACCAGGGCAUAGGUAUAAUUUGACUCUUCCCUCUGCCCCAUUAUUUGACACUAUAAUUUGGUAUUUUGGUCUAGAAAUUGGGGUGUGAUGGGGAAACAGAGGUAAAAGUACAUGAGAACUAAACCAGCAAGGUGAGGCUCCCACAUGAUGGCUGUGGAACAGUAGCCAAGGGGGCUACUUCUCUUUCGCUUUUGAAUCCCAGAAGUCUCUGUAUUUUUUAAAAAUGUAACAGAACUGAUAAAAUAGAGCCUCUUUCCUUAUUGAUAAGGAUGGCAGAUAAGAAAUGUUAAUGGUUACCCCAGCUGUGGUGGGUGAAUUUGUACUCUGGGCCAAUAGUAUCCUUCUUUAUUCAUGCACACCUUUUGUUAAAUACCUGAAUACAGUAUAGAACCUAUUCCUACAAGGAUUUUCCUGGGAAACUAGCUUCAUGGGUGGCUUUGGAAAUAGCUACUUGCUCUUCAUGGGAAGUUGGGUCUCUCAUUGUUCAUUUUGUCUCUGAUCUAAACCUUGCCUGAAAACAAGAUGAUCUUUUUCUGGAGUUCAUUUGUUGCUUUGUUCUUCAUCCUUGGUCAGUAGCUACACCUGAAAUGAGGGAUAAGGAACAGGAGACCAGGAGGUUUGUGAGUGAUAAAUCAUCUCUGUCGUGCCAGACAGCUUUUUUUAUAAAGCACCCAGGUGCCACCGUGACAGGCACUUUGAAAAUGCAGAUAAUUUCGUAAUUGCGAUGACUUAAACAGGAAAAAACCCCACAGCACAUGGGCAGAACUGUUCCUAAAUAAAGUAUUUGGAAGUUUCCA